Molecule: messenger RNA, 1048 nt
Organism: Pelagomonas calceolata
Lineage: Eukaryota; Pelagophyceae; Pelagomonadales; Pelagomonadaceae
Source: the annotation of a GenBank genome assembly
GACACUAGGCAAGCAGCCCUCACUUUUGUGUAUGCUGGUGUGCUGCCCUUUUAGCUCCGGUUGCAGCCUAACUGGCAGCAUAAGUGGAAGCUGCCCGCUUCUGGCAAGCAUGGGCAGCAUAUGCUGGCUCCUGCUCGCGCUCGCAGCAGCCGACGUGCUGGAGCUCAAGGUCGACGACGAGCUCGCCGUGCAGGCGCGCGCCGAGUUCGCGAAAUUCGAACAAGUCAUUGCGCCGGCCGACGCCGUGCUCGACUGGGCCGAGCGCAGCGCAUAUAGAGAACAGGUCACCGACGAGGAGUUCGCGGCGUCGUGGGUCUACGCGACCGAGAACAGUGAAGAGGAGGGCCUCGACGCGGCGCGCUUCGAGCGCUUCGUGAGCGCCGUCGACGCCUUCGCGCGCGAGCGUUUGACGAAGGAGCCGCCGUCGCUCGGCCAGCUCGCGCGGGGCAUGCUCAAGUCGCCGGCGAUGCGCAAGAUGGUCACGUCGCUCGCCGUCGGCGCGGAGGGCUCGGGCGGCUUGCUGGGGAUGGACGAGAAGCUGCGCCUCGGCGACGGCACCACGGACGACGAGGAGCUGUCCGCGCAGCUCGACGACAUGCUGCAGUCGGAAGGCUUCGCGGAUCUGGUCGACCGCGUCGUGAACACGCCGUCGAUCCUCGCGGCGGUCGACGACGCGGCGCACAAGGGCACGGCUCCGAACGCGGCGGAUUUACUGCCCGCGAUCACGGAGGCGGUCUGCGCCGGCUCGGGCCUCUCGGAGAGGGAAUGCGCCGAGGUCGAGAAGUCGGCGGCGGAGCGCCUCAACCGCCUCGGUUUUCUUGAUGGUGAUGGCUCGGGCGGCCUUCUGUGGCGGACGGUCGAACGCCUCGCCUACUUCGCGACGCGGCUCGGCGCGAGCGGGCUCGGCGGAGCGCUCGUGCUGGCGCCAGUCGUCGCGCUUUUCCUCGCGCUCUUCCUGGCGUUUGCCGUGAAGGCGCUGGCGCACAACCUGCAACGUCUCUUCGGCCGCAAGAAGAAGAGGCGCAAGCGCGACUAGCUUAUCUAAUUG